Molecule: messenger RNA, 3170 nt
Organism: Scaptodrosophila lebanonensis
Lineage: Eukaryota; Metazoa; Arthropoda; Insecta; Diptera; Drosophilidae
Exons: 2
Coding region: 96-3083 (995 amino acids)
Biological process (GO): regulatory ncRNA-mediated post-transcriptional gene silencing; negative regulation of RNA catabolic process
Cellular component (GO): catalytic step 2 spliceosome
Source: RefSeq, a predicted model, not a curated record
UCGUCGUGUAGUCAUUGUCAAAUGUUGUCCGGUAUUCACAAUUUGGAAUUAAUUGCUUAACUGAGCUAUACCUGUAGAAAAAGUUUUUAUAGAAAAUGUCGUUGUUUCCCGCAUACGACUGCAAAGGACAAAAAACAGCCAGUGCCGGUUCAGACAAAAGGAAGAGAGACGACAGUGAAGAUAAUGACGCUGGUGGAGAUUGGCAGCGCAAUGCCAGUUACGAUGUGCCAAACGUGCAGCCCAGGGCCACUCCAUUUCCAAUAUCGGCGGGCAAUGAAUGCCUUACCUACAACAUUUCAGACUCCUCGUCCAAUGACAGUAACAGUGAUAAGAUCGAGGACUGUCCCAGCAGCUCAUCCCUUUAUAAAUUGCCGGAAUUGGAGUUCGACAGCACCGACGAUUUCUACGUGGAUAAAAGUAAGGGAAUUUUUAAUAUUAGCGACUUGCCGAAGCUUUUGAGGCCGCGCUACAAGGUCAUAUUGCGCCGACUAAAUGAUCCGGAGCGUAAGUACAGGCCGGAUGGGGCCGGACGCAGGCGUGUUUUCUCCUGGAGACGUAUCUUCCAGCCGGAACAGCCUUUACAGAACACGGAAGAGGAGACUUCACGAUUGCGUGAACGCAUCAAGAAAGUACGAGAAAUUGUCGCAAAUGAACCACACAGUUUGAAGCUCUGGGUCGAGCUCUACGAGCUACUUGGCCGUAAUCCCGACAAAUUAAAUCGCUUGACACUCGCGGAGGGUCAGCUGCAUAUGCUGGAAACUGCCUUGAGCCACAAUGCUUCCAAUGAGGUACUUCUGCACCUGUACGUAGAAACCGCGAAUGUAACAUAUCCAGCUAGCGAGGUGGCCAUUAAAAUAGAAAAACUUCUAGAGAAGGAUCCGUUUGCCUACACAUUGUGGACAUCGUUAAUAAUGACCACACAGGGCACUAUGGCGCGCUGCAAUGUGCCGGACGUGUUAUAUAUCUAUGAGAGGAGCAUGCGUCGCAUGCAUUUAGGGCUGGCAGACCAGCCAUCUGGGUCGAAUCAAUUGAUCGUUGAUACGGAUGCCGUCAUGCUAAAGUUGUUCCACAAUUGUAUCCUUUUUCUGCGUCAAUCGUCGAACACUGGUCACGUUUUUGCGUUAAUGAAGCUCGCCAUAGAGCUGAAUGUGCCGGGCCUAAAUGUCAAUUGCCUGGAAGCUACACCCAACGAUGAGCGCCCUCUCAUCGAAUUUGAGGAACUGGUGCUGACGUCGGGCAUGCCAAUGCCUGAGAUUUGGACGCGCAUCGAGCGUCUGCGUCAGGCCUUCAACUUUCUACCAUAUCCGCAAUCGGCACUUUCAGACGAUAGUCAGCACAUUACGAAUCUUGAUCCGCAACGCUGCAUAUAUAACGACGAUGUCUGUCACUAUAUCUAUCCGCUUAAGUCGGAGCACAAUAAGCUACAUCUCCUACUGCUCAUUGUCCAGCUUAUGAAGAUGCCAUUUAUACGCACCAAUUGUCUGGCCGAGCGUUUGUGCGCGCGCAUCGAACAGAUCGGUGAUUCAGACGCCAUCGAGAUGAUGUUGGCCAACUUGGGCGAUCGACCAACCUACGUCUUUCCAUUAAAUCGCGACGAUGACUUCACCAACACGAUGCUCAGCCUGGCCAAGGAAAUGAGCGUCAGUCCCACCUUCAUGCCCCACUCCAUUGGCAACGAACUGUAUUCGCAGUGCAUCAGUUCGUUGCUCCUCAAAUGUGCCGAAGCCUUUACCAAACCGGACGACGAGAAAAGCCGCCGCAUUUUCAUUAUCUUGUGGUUCCGUUUUGAGCGUAUGCGAAUUGUGCUGCACAAGUUGAAUAACAAGCUUGGGGAGCAGAUGCUUCACGACGCCCGCUUACGUAUACGACAGUUGUUACGCCAUCCGCACAACAGACGUCUGAUGCGUUUCUACACGGAACUGGGCAUGUUUGAGUUUGAACUGCUGGACCCAGAUAUGACUGACGAGUGCCCCUUUCGUAUUUUCGAGAACAUUAUUAUCUCACAGUGUGACUACGAUGCUAGUUUUAAGGACGCAGAUCUCAUGCAUGCCUAUGUGGUGUACGCCGAAAUGCUGUUCGCACGCAAUAAACGUGAAGAAGCACUCUAUGUGUUAACCUGCCUGGCCAUGGAACGUCAUGCCACAAUCAACAAGGACUUGGCGGCAUUACAGCGGGAAUACGCGUUGGAGCACAAUUUAAAACAGCUGACUGAGGAGCUGAAUGUCAUCAAAGCAUUGCCCCCCACUAUGUCGUUACAGGAUUAUUUCGCGACGAAUAGAUUUCUGCUACUGGUUCGUGCGCGCUGCCUGAUGCUAUGCAUGUUGGGCCGUCGUAAGGAAGCUUGCGAGAUGAUUCAAAGCAUAAUCUACAGUUUUCCUACCAAAUCGAAUGCGGACGAAUGGAACUGCUUUUUACGUGAACAACUACUGGAGACAGAGUUGAUCGUAUUGCAACUACCGCUUCCGACUCUAGGAUCGAUUUCGCUGGUAAGCUCGUUGAAUACAUCCGGCAGGUACCUGGUGAGCUUCCUCGAGCAGGCAUUGUCAGAGUUUCCGCGCAAUCUCGCCUUCCUCCAGCGCUGGUCAACGUUGGGAACGCUGCCCUGGUAUAAGUUGCGCGGGCGGCUCAUCCAGACAAAGGCCGGCAUUCUAUCCCUAAUGUUCAUGAUUUUAGCGGCACGCUGUCGUUUUUUGCUGGCUGUCGAAGACAACGCGGACGAUUAUCAGCAGAGCCAGAACCUGAAAAAUGUGGUUCGCAAUCGCAUUCGUAGUAUGUUUGAAACGUUUUUGCCCACGAAUACGCAUCGAUCCAAGGCCGAGUCAGAUCAGUAUGAGAUUCUUCGCCGAAACUCGCUGUACUGGCGCUGUUACCUACGAUGUCUAUCCGAUAAGCAUACCUCUUUCGAGACCAGCAAGCAGUGCCUUCUCGUCGCUUUGGACGAAUGUCCAUGGGACAAAGCCCUGUAUAUGGAUGGCGCCACCUAUGUGCCUCAGGAGCUGGGGCACCUGCAGGAUGUGAUGGUCGAGAAGCAAAUCCGCCUCUAUGCCAUUCCCGAGGAACUGGACGUACUACGUGAAACCUGAUGUGAUUUAUUGUUUAUCUUAAUAUUUAUUGUAGCAAUAAAUAGCUGUUAAUAUGUAACAAAAAAAAUAAAAUAGUUGAACAAGUAA